Plasmodium inui San Antonio 1 is the source of this 2145-nucleotide messenger RNA. RefSeq lists its product as hypothetical. The record is from RefSeq and is a predicted model, not a curated record. The annotation marks the transcript as partial. Lineage: Eukaryota; Apicomplexa; Aconoidasida; Haemosporida; Plasmodiidae. The transcript has a single exon.
GAGGAGAAACGGCUGGAGGAGGAGAAGCGGCUAGAUCAAGUGAAAAGAAAGGUUGAGUUGAGGCGGCUGCAGGAAAAGAGGCUAAAUGAGGCGAAACGGGAAGAGCAUCAGAGGGGAGAAGGAAAAAGAACGGAGCAGCAGGCUAUUCCGGGAGCAAUAGAAAUGACACAAGGAGAGGAAAAUAAAGAAACGGAGAAGACACAACAAAAAAAGGACCUAUUUAGCAAGAUUAUGAAACAAAUUUAUACGGUGACCCCGCUAGCCUACUACCGAAAGGAGGAUAAGGACAAAGACGAGAAGGAGAAACAUCAUGAGGGAAAAAAAGACAGCGACGAAAUGGAUGGAAGAGUGGAAAGAUCCUCAUUGGAGAUAGAUAACGGGAAAGGUACAAAGAGGAACAACUUUAUUGAUGAAAAAAAAAAUUUAAAUAUCGAUAGAAGGGAAAAGGAUGGAGAGGAAGUAACCACUGCAUACCAUAACAACGAUGUGGGGGAUGACCAAAAAAGGGAGGGGAAACAUCUGCCGAACCUUUCUUGCGCAAGGAGUUACUCCAUUUUUGAGAAAAUGGAAAGGGAAAGAAAGAAGAGUUUUAGGGGGAAGGCAUCCAUGAAUGGCAACAAAGGCGGUUCCAAUAAACUUGGGAAGAGGGAUUUGACAAAACACGCCUACGUGAACAAUUCUGUAAUAAUCAGCCAUGUCAUAAGUAGGGGGAAGGAUGAAGAGGAACAUGUGCCGAGUUCCCACAGGGGGGACUCCGCUGGGGAGGAGACAGAUGGUGAAGCGUCUCCUGGUGAAGCGUCGCAUGGUGAAGAAUCGCAUCGCAGAGUAGGAAACCACUUCGAAACGCGUGACGAUUCGAUCCCUAGAACCAUACUGAAUGAGGAGAAAAAGAAUGAGCUGGUAAAAAUGAGGAACCAAAAUCUCCAGUAUAGCAACGUGCGUGAGGGGAAUUUACGCAGUUUGUUAGGUGACGUGUUGGGGGAAGGAAGCGUCUCAGUCCCGAGUAACGAAGACGAGUUCUUUGACGUGGAUGAGGAGGAUUUCUUCGCAACAGAAACGGAGGACUCUUUUUUGAAAAUCGACGAUGAGGAGGGGGAGCAGGAGGAAGGAACCAUGGAAGAUAUAAAAACGCAUGUUUAUAGAGAACUAUAUGGUGGGCGUCGGUACGGGCGAGGAGGCAGAAAUAACUUAGAGUUGUCAUCUCUGUGGGGUAAUGAAUCCCCCCAAGGUGACAGUUCCCCGUUUUACUCGGCGGAGCUAAGAAAUCUGAGCACUUACGAUUUGUACAGGAAGCAGAUAAGCACAGAUGAGGUAAUGUGGAGAAAUUCAAAAAGAUUGUCCCGAAAAGACGAAUCGGUAAGUAGGAGCAGUGCAGAGGGAGAAUCGAAAGAUAACAUCUCGAAAAGCAGUCAAGAUGCCUACUUUGACUUUGAAAAAAAAAAAUUUUUUAACAGGGAAGAGAAAUAUAAGAUGUCUGCAAAUAGUAUUAGUGGCUUAUCCAGUGACGACUCGAUUGUUGCUCGGAGAAAAAUGUAUUACCUGGAUUCGUUGAGAAUUCACUACGAUGAAGGGAGUGACCCCUUCACUAAUUACUCCUUCGAAAAGAUAGACACACGAAAUUACCCCCGUGAGGGAAAGUAUGCACCGGACGAACACCAUAGCGGCAGUGAUGACGAGAUCCUUGCGACGGUCAUGGACAAUUUGAACGGCUCGAAUAAUAAGAUCAAGUCAAUUGGACUGAGUUACCACAUUGAGAAUGGGCGAGGGAACAUGUCGGGAGGGGUGGCGGAAUACCUCCACAGGCGGCGCUCCGGAAUGGUUCCUCACGUUGAUAGGCUUCACCUUGAUCCUCUCCACGCUGAUGGUCUCCAUGCUGAAAGUCUCCAUGCUAACAGUCUCGAUGCUGAUGGGGACUACACUGGUGGAUACCACGCCGGUGCGCACUAUACCGGUGAGCACUAUACCCCCGGGAACUACACCCGUGGGCACUACACCCGUGGGCACUACACCCGUGACAACUAUACCAGUGGGAACUGUACGGAUCCCCAUCAUGACGACCUUUCCUCGUCUUCCCUUUACCACAGCAAAACCCAGUCGCACAUAAACGCCACGAGGAAUUUCCAAAGGGUGUACUCGCGCCAGUAA